Molecule: messenger RNA, 2562 nt
Organism: Phyllotreta striolata
Lineage: Eukaryota; Metazoa; Arthropoda; Insecta; Coleoptera; Chrysomelidae
Source: the annotation of a GenBank genome assembly
AUGGUUUCGAAGCGGAUCGGAGCCCUUUUGCUCGUCCUGGCGCUCUGCGAUCCUGUGAAAAAUGAAACAUUCCCGUCGCUGCUCACCACCAACGCCUCCAUAGCUGUAGUCGUCGACAGGAAGUUCCUCGUCGAAGACUACGAAGACGCCCGCAACGAAAUCGAAGAGUACCUCGUUUACGCCAAAAGGGAGAUUCUAAAGCACGGCGGCGUGAACGUUUAUCCCUAUUCUUGGACUUCUAUCAACGUUAGGAAAGAUUUGACGGCGAUUUUUUCCAUAACAAGCUGCUAUGACACCUGGAAACUCUUUCGAUUGACCCAAAAAGAAGAACUAGUGCACUUGGCCAUUACAGAAUCAGAUUGUCCACGAUUACCUUCCGACACUGCCAUAACGAUACCUCUGGUAGACAAAGGGCAAGAAUUGCCCCAAAUGCUUCUGGACCUUCGAAGCGAAGGUAUUUACAAUUGGAAGACUUUGGUGAUCAUUUACGAUGCUACGCUCGACGAAGACAUGGUUACUCGAGUAAUAAAAGCAGUUACGCAACGUAAAUACGGCGAUGUAAAAGCGACGGGAAUAACUCUAAUGAAACUGGAACCUAAUCUAUCCAGAACGGAGCUCAGGGAUUUCCUAUCGACCAUCAAUCCCAAAGUGUUGGGCAACAAUUACAUGUGCAUCGUCAGUUACCAUUUAGCUGGCAAUAUCAUGGAGUACGCGAAAACCCUCCAACUAACCAGCACCAUCAACCAAUGGAUGUACGUGAUAUCCGAUACGAACGACAAUUUCAAAGACAUCGAGGCCUUCGAAAGCCAAUUGAAAGAAGGAGAUAACAUCGCUUUUUUGUACAAUUCCACGUUCAAAUCCAGCAAUUGCAAAGAAGGGCGAAAGUGUCACAUCGAAGAACUCCUGCAGGCCUUCGCCAGGGCCUUGGAUCAGGCCAUUCAAGACGAAUACGAAACGGCGAAUCAAGUCUCCGAGGAGGAAUGGGAGGCCAUCCGGCCCACCAAACCCGAACGAAGAGAUUUCCUCCUAAAAAACAUGAACCAUUACCUGUUCAAAAACGGAGCGUGCGACAACUGCACGAAUUGGGCGAUGAAAACGGGCGAGACGUGGGGCGUGGAGUACGACACGUCGGACCAAAGGGCCGAGCCCAAGGUGGUACCGGUGGGUUCGUGGAGGCCCGGCGACGGUCCCGUCAUGACCGACGAGCUGUUCUUGCACACGGCGCACGGUUUUAGGGGCAAAUUGUUGCCCAUGAUUACGUUUCACAAUCCUCCUUGGCAAAUUUUGAAAUUCAACUCGUCGGGCGAGGUGAUCGAAUCCAGCGGUUUGAUUUUGGACAUCGUUAAAGAAUUAUCAAGAAAUUUAAAUUUUACGUUUCGAUUGGAAACCCUCAACAAAACGAGUUUUAAUUCGGGUACUUCGAACAGUACCUCUUUCGACGUCGACAGCGACUUUACCAAUCAAGUACCGAAAGCUCUGAUCGAUAUGAUCAAGAACAAAACGGUCGCUUUGGGCGCUUGCGCUGUUACUGUCACCGAAGAUUUGGAAAAAGUGGUGAAUUUUACAGUACCCAUCACCGUCCUCAGCUACACUUUCUUGGUGGCCAGGCCCAAAGAACUAAGCAGAGCUUUACUCUUUAUUUCUCCAUUUACAAUGGACACCUGGUUGUGCCUAGCCGCAGCUAUAGUUUCGAUGGGUCCUUUAUUAUAUUUCAUCCAUCGCCAUAGUCCUGUGUACGAAUACAAGGGAUACCCGAUGAAAGGCGGACUGGCCUCCAUACAGAAUUGCAUUUGGUACAUGUACGGAGCUCUCCUACAGCAAGGCGGAAUGCACCUUCCUUACGCGGACAGCGCCAGAAUCCUCGUAGGCGGCUGGUGGCUGGUCGUGUUGGUAAUGUCGACGACUUAUUGCGGAAACCUCGUAGCUUUUCUGACGUUCCCUAAGGUCGAUAUUCCCAUAACGACUUUGGACGAGCUCAUCGCUCACAAGGACACCGUCAGUUGGAGCUUCAGAGAAGGGAGUUUCCUCGAAAAAGAAUUGGCCAUUUCGAACGAGCCUCGAUACAAAACCAUUUUGGAGAGACGGCUGAAGCACACCUCUACAGAUAACGAAGGCCUUAUCAGGAGCAUGGUGGAAGGCAAACACGUUUACAUCGAUUGGAAACAGAAAUUGACCUUUAUUAUGAAACGGCAAUUUUUGAAAACCGACAGAUGCGAUUUCGUAUUGGGACUGGAAGAAUUUUUCGCUGAAAAACUAGCCCUAAUGAUAUCGCCCGAUUCGCCAUAUUUGCCGAAAAUAAACGACGAGAUAAAAAAAUUGCACCAAGUGGGCCUGAUCCAGAAAUGGCUGCAGGACUACCUGCCCAAGCGGGACAGGUGCUGGAAGAACAGGCAUUUGAUCGAGGUGAAAAACCACACGGUGAAUUUGGACGACAUGCAGGGCAGCUUCUUCGUUCUAUUCCUGGGCUUCGUUCUAUCGCUGGUGUGGUUGUUGCUCGAAAAAUUGUGGCACGGUCAAUUCUCCAAACGCAACAAACCCGCCAUACAACCGUUCAACCAUUAA